AUGCACCGCGAGCACAGCAGCAGGCUCGGGAGCGACUACGCCAAGCUCGACCCCCGGCUGCACGCGGCGCGCGAGGAGGCGGAGAGGCAACUGGCGCUCAUCCGGGCCGACCGGCCCCACGGAGAGCAGAUGUGGCGAAAGUGGGCCCAGUGCACGUCGGACAUCGGGGCGGGCGCUCUAGGGACCGGCUCGGCCGCUCCCGUCUCGGCAAAGUUCAAUGCAUUGCCGACCUCUUCGCCGGCUGGCUGCAGAGCUGUGUCUCAAGCGACCGGAGCCCGAGGUUUUGGGGCGAGGAGCUGGGGCGUGAUCUAUGCUGCCGAAUGGCAGGAUUUAUUGUCGUCCGCGGUGCUGUUAUCAAAGCCGACUCUCGAAACGGCUGGCAAGUUGCAGCAGUGA
Messenger RNA from Prorocentrum cordatum, 396 nucleotides. Lineage: Eukaryota; Dinophyceae; Prorocentrales; Prorocentraceae. The record is from the annotation of a GenBank genome assembly.